AUGGGCCCAGACUUCAAAGAGGCCAUAAGGAAGGAAUUGCAUGAUCUCCUCCGACGAGGCACUUGGAGACUGGUCAAACGUGAAAAAGCACAGGGACCGCCUCUUCCACUGAAGUGCAAAGCUCGGAUCUGCGUCCGUGGCGACCUGCAGGACGAGGACGACGGACGGGAGACAUAUGCAGCCACACUUGCAGCAAAAACCUUCAGAAUCGUGAUGGCAAUCGCAGCCCGAUUCGAUCUUGACGUUAGACAAUUCGACGUUAGUAACGCCUUCCUAUACAGCGACAUAAAGAAGGACCACCCCGUCUACGUCCGGCUCCCGCAAGGCUUCGCUUUGUAUGGUCUUCGAGAGUCUCCACUGCUUUGGUACAAUGAGAUCUCCCAGGCGCUCAAGGAGGCAGGGAUUGACCGUACGGAUGAAGAACCUUGCGUAUUCACCAACGGCAAAAUCCUGGCUCUUGUCUAUGUCGACGACAUCUUGAUUCUCAACCCACGGCAAGAGAAGAAGGCUGUAAACGACCUUGUACAACAUCUCCAAUCCAAAUACGAUUUGCGCGAGGAAGAGUUCAAGUGGUAUCUUGACGCGUACAUCGAGAAAAUUGCGCGAAAGUUCAAGCUCAGCGACUUGAAACUCCGAGUACCAUCAAUCCCCAUCGCGACGAUCCCGCUCGUCAAGUACAACGGGCAGGCUACCAAGGAAGAGAUAAAGGCGUAUCAGGAACGAGUUGGAUCCUUGAUGUACAUCGCGGUCAUGACCAGACCCGAUAUAGCACGAGCAGCAGCCCAGCUCGCGAGGUUCCUGACAAACCCAUCGCCUGAACACCUUGAAGCCGCAAACCAAUGCAUCCGUUACCUCUAUUCAACGAGAUUCUUGGCGAUCGUGUACGAUGGAGCGUACGAGGGAGGUACUUGUGAUCGCAAGCGACGCGUCAUUUGGAGAUGA
Molecule: messenger RNA, 942 nt
Organism: Hirsutella rhossiliensis
Lineage: Eukaryota; Fungi; Ascomycota; Sordariomycetes; Hypocreales; Ophiocordycipitaceae
Product: reverse transcriptase (RNA-dependent DNA polymerase) domain-containing protein
Exons: 4
Coding region: 1-942 (313 amino acids)
Source: RefSeq, a predicted model, not a curated record